CAACUUAAAACAUGCCGUUAUUUUUAUAAUGACAGUCUAAAAUUGUAUGUUUUAAUAUUAAUAGAUAAAUCUCUGAAAACAAUUAAACACGUAACAGUGAUCUGUUGUGAGUCAGUCGACCUUACGCAUCCGUUACGACAGCACGUUUAUUUUUAAAAACUCGCGCGCGUUCUCUCGUUGAUAAUCAUAAAUUGCCAGUUCAUAUUUGAUUGCCAUAUUGCACAAAAAUAACUAGUAUGCAUGAUAUAGAAAGUAGAAUCAGAAAAUAGAUGAUGGAAGUAGACCGUAUUUUAUAUAUUUUCGGAAGCUUCUCCAGGAAGAAGAGGGAGAGAAGGAAAUCCCUGGAGCCAUCGUCGAUCAGCGCUGGGAAUAGUCCUUUGAAAAGUAACUCCAAGUCCAAACUGUCUCGGCCAUCUAGUCAGAAUGCUAUCGCGCCAAGAACUUCUGCGUACGAGGAGAAGAGGAAGGCAAAACUGAAGGAAUGGGAGUGUGGUAUAUGCAAGAGCGAGCUGGUGGAACCCAGACUACUCGCGUGUCUUCAUAGUUUCUGUACCGACUGUCUCUUGGGGCUACACUGUGAGGGGGAUGAUGUAUGGGAGGAUAACGAAGGAUGUCCGGAACAUGACGUUGGUUUUGGCAGUGCAUCAGCUGGAGGCUCUGGCGGCUCAGGCUACGAGACCCUGAGACAUUCCGUCUCUGAAAGUAGUCUGGAGAAAAUUAAAUAUGGGAUCGUUUCUAGGAAGGUAUCCGGCAAGAGCUAUCAUUUCGUGGUGUGUCCACUAUGCGGUUCAGAAACUCAACUGCCUCUCGGUGGAGUGUCAGCACUGCCGCUGAACUACGUGCUGCUGCGGAGGAUGACGAGCAGAGAUGGCGACAGCGCUGUCCUCUGUGACCUCUGCUGUGCUGAUAAUAAGGCAGAGAGUCGCUGCAGCCAAUGUCUUGUAAGCGUGUGUACAUCGUGCGGGGAUUCCCACACCCUGAAAAAGGGAAACGCGACACAUCUUCUGGAACCCCUGGCACCAUUCCUAAGGUUCUGCGGACAACAUCCGAAAGUCGAGCUGACCGUUUACUGCGCUACUUGCCAGCAGGUGAUUUGUCGCGAUUGCAGUCUGAUCUCCCACGGGGGACACGCUCUGGAGGGCGCCGGCAGGGCUGCGGCAGGGAAGGUGGCUGCCCUCAGGGACGCCAUGCAGAGGGCUGGACUUGUACCAGACCACGUACAACGAGCUAACAGAAUACUGGACGUACACGCCAGGGAUAUUGAUGAGCAAGCUUCCCGCGUGGAGUCCGAGAUCCGCUUGUGGUCGGAGGAGUAUCGCAGAUCGUUAGAGACACACGCGAGGGCGCUGUGUGCGGGGGCGGUGAGGGCGCGCGCUCGGUACAGAGCCAGAGCCACGAGACAGCUGCUACAGUUGGAGCAGAGAGCUGAACAUGCCAGGGAGGCUGUCAAGUUCGCAGAGGAGCUAUUAAGUGAGGGUAAGGAAGACGAGAUCCUGUCCCUCAGCGGGCCGGUGCUGAAACGUCUCCAGAACCUCACGGAGCUGCAGCCUCUGUGCGAGGCGGCGCGGUGCGAGCUCCGGUUCGCCCCCAACGCGCCGGCUGCUCACAACCCCUCACUCGUCGGCAAGUUGUACACCAUGGGACCAGACCCACAGCAAUGUGUGCUUGAUACUGACGGUCUACAAGAUCUCCGAGUGGACUGCCAGCACACAGCUAUAUUAGAGUUACGUGACAGCAACGGAGAUCGUAUCUGGUGCGGUGGCGAGACGGUUUGUGGAUAUUUCCGUCGUCGGGACAGUUCGUCUCGGCCCGCCGCGGCUCGCGUGAGGCCGCGUGUCGAUGGUUCAUACGCCCUGCAUGUAGCACCUCGAACACCUGGACACUACCUGCUGGCUGUCACAGUCGACAACCAGCCCAUAAAGGGUAGUCCGUUCUCGUGUUCAGCUCGCCUGUCCAAGUCCCACUCGGGACAGUUCCAUUGCUGUUCGUUCUGUUCGUCGGGAGGUCGCCGGGAUGCCACCUGCGGCUGUGGAUCCUCUAUGGGCGGAGGUUAUAAAGGCUGCGGUCACGGUCACGCGGGCUGGCCGGGGACGAGACACUGGUCCUGCUGCGGAGGGACGUCCCGCCACGCGCCAUGUACCACCCGCACUACCAACGACACACCACACACAUACCACGUGUCGCUCUGAACAUGUAUGAACCAGACUAUGAAAACAUACGCGUUUAUUUACCCCAAAAUCGGGGUAAAUAGUGUUAAGAUAAACUUCAAGGGCUCUAUUUAUAUAAAUUCUAACUACACUCAUAUAAAUAAACAGUUUUCCCAAAUUGGGUGAUUUCAUUUCCGGACGCUUCUGUCUUUCCAAUAUCAUUAUAAUUUCCCGAUAAAUAUUUUCUUCAUAUAGUCUAUGUAACGUUCUACUUACCUUUUUGGUGAUGACAACACUGAACUCUAUCUUAUGUUUAUGAUCAUUUUAAAUACGAAUUACUAUCAUAUAAUGUUACGAGGUUUGUAAAUAAAAAAAAAUAAUUAAAUACUAUAUUUAUUAAAUAUCUGCGGU
Messenger RNA from Danaus plexippus (monarch butterfly), 2558 nucleotides. Its product is annotated as E3 ubiquitin-protein ligase TRIM45-like. The transcript is spliced from 11 exons. Bases 270 to 2189 code for a protein of 639 amino acids. NCBI's taxonomy places the organism in Eukaryota, Metazoa, Arthropoda, Insecta, Lepidoptera, Nymphalidae. Gene Ontology annotation, molecular function: protein binding; ubiquitin-protein transferase activity; zinc ion binding. Gene Ontology annotation, biological process: positive regulation of DNA-templated transcription. The record is from RefSeq and is a predicted model, not a curated record. Gene Ontology annotation, cellular component: nucleoplasm; chromatin.